Poecile atricapillus (Black-capped chickadee) is the source of this 2758-nucleotide messenger RNA. RefSeq lists its product as uncharacterized. Bases 776 to 1921 code for a protein of 381 amino acids. Lineage: Eukaryota; Metazoa; Chordata; Aves; Passeriformes; Paridae. The record is from RefSeq and is a predicted model, not a curated record. The transcript has 3 exons.
ACAGUUAAUUUUGGAUCCAUUUCAGUUUGAUAAAUGCAUUAAUUUUGAUAACAGCACUCUGUGUGCCUGGGAACAGCCUGGCUGUGGCUGGGUGGGAAGCAGAAGGUGAGGGAAGGCACAGCCUCUCCUUCUCCUGGGUUGUGUGGGAUUGGAUCCAUAGGAUCUGAUCCAAGCUGUGCUUUUCCUGCCCUGGAUGGUGGUGUGGGAGAUCAGGACCUUGCCAGGCUGGGUUCCCAGUGGGACCAGGGGAUCCUUGGGAUCCUUGGUCCAGCGAUGCCAGCGUUGUCCAGACAUCCCAGGGCUCUGGAGCCGUGCCCAUCCCUGGGGAGCUGUUCCAGUGCCCUUCCCACCUUUCCUGAUAUCCCUCCCAGAUCCAGCUGUUCCUGUGUCCAUCCUCCUCGAGGUGUUCUCACCUCUUCCCCUGCUGUCCUGGCAGGAGGGAAGUGUUUGUUCCUGCUUUGGCACAUUGGGAAUGUUUUCCUCUCCAGACAAGUGUCUCUACCACAUUCCAUAGGGAUAAAACUUCCCCAACCUGCCUUUGCCUGCCUGCCCUUCUCCAGGGCUGACUGCACUGUGGCAAAGAGAGGAAAUCCUGGAAAAUCCUGGAAAUCCCAGGGGAAGCUGUGGGAGGGCAGGAGCGGUGCCACAGCUGGGACUGGAGCUGCUCCAGGCUGGGCUCCAGUGGGAAUCACCACCUGGAGCAUUCCCAGUGUCCUCAGCUCUCCCAGACCACUCUGCCCACAGUGGGAAUAUCCAUUUCUUACCACCUUCCUUAAUGAGUCCAGGGAAAUCAGGAACAUUCUGGAGUCACUCUGUGGGCUGUGAUUCUCCAAGCACUUCCCCCAAGCCUGCACCAAACCCCAUUCCUGUUGCUGUAGGAACAGGUUUUCCUUCCCCUUGUUCCUGGAAUCCACAGAGAGAUCUCAAAUUCUCCUUGGAGCUGCUCAGGAACUCAGGUUUUCCUUCCCCUUGCUCCUGGAAUUCACAGAGAUCUCAAAUUCUCCUUGGAGCUUCUCAGGAUCUCAGGUUUUCCUUCCCCUUGUUCCUGGAAUCCACACAGAGAUCUCAAAUUCUCCUUGGAGCUGCUCAGGAACUCAGGUUUUCCUUCCCCUUGUUCCUGGAAUCCACACAGAGAUCUCAAAUUCUCCUUGGAGCUGCUCAGGAACUCAGGUUUUCCUUCCCCUUGUCCCUGGAAUCCACAGAGAUCUCAAAUUCUCCUUGGAGCUGCUCAGGAACUCAGGUUUUCCUUCCCCUUGUGCCCCUGGAAUCCAGAUGUUGGUCUUUUGUCCUUGGAGCUGCCCAAGGCCUCUGUGGAUUCUGUGGAAUCCAGAUGUUGCAGUCCAGGAAAUCCUCCAGAUGUUCCACCCUCCGUGAGCCCCAUCCCAGCUGCUCCAGUGCAGGAGAUGCAGCUCAGGAAUCGCUCUCAGCUCCCCAGUGUGGAUCCAGCUGCCCAGGGGGGUUUGGGAUCCCAUCCCUGGGGAGUCAGGGGACAACAGGACAUCCCACACAAACUCCUUGUUGUGUCACCCCUGGGGAGUCAGGGGACAACAGGACAUCCCACACAAACUCCUUGUUGUGUCACCCCUGGGGAGUCAGGGGACAACAGGACAUCCCACACAAACUCCUUGUUGUGUCACCCCUGGGGAGUCAGGGGACAACAGGACAACUCUUUGUUGUGUCACCCUUGGGUCUGGCCCUGGUCCAGCUCCAGGGAAUGCAGAGAAAUUCCCAAGCCCCUGUGUGUGCUCAGGUAACUCUGGAAUCCUCCUGCCCUGGAAACUUCAGGGGUUGGGCUUCAGAAGUUUCUCUUUCAGCCAUGGAAAUGUCAAAGCUUUUUGUGUGGGAAGCGACAUUCCUGGGAAUGCAGCUCCAUCCCUGUGUCUCUCCAAGGUGUAUUUUGGUGCUUCUGAGCAGCUUGUGAGCUCUGGAGGAAAGGGAAUGUUUGGAUCUCAUUAUUCCUCAUUUUUAUGUUGUUUUUUUUCAAGAGAAGUGCUCCAGAAAUAGAACCUCAGUCUCCAGUCUCUAUCACAUGUCCAAUUAUCCAGCUGGGAUUAUUUCAUUCCAUGAAAGCUCCCCUGGAGCCAGUGACAGGAUUCCAGCUCAGCCAUCUCCAGCUUUCCUCCUUUUGGUGGAGGUUUGCUCUGGGAGAGAGGGAGAAGGAAUUGUUCUGGAUGGAAACUGGGAGGAAAAUCAUUCCUGGGGCAGCUCAUCCUCCUCUGCCUUGGGAGCCAAAAAACGGGAUCUGCACAGAAAUCCCUUCUCCAGCUGGAAAUCUGGAUGGGUUUAUUCCAAAGGAGAGAUUGGGAGGGUUUGUUCUGCAGUUCUCCUUUUCCAGGAUUUGAGCUUUGCUUGUCCCUCAGGUGGCACCUCCUGGAGCACCUUCAGCAUGUUUGGAUUCUGGACAUCCCAUCCCUGGGGUUUUUCCUCCAUGGGGUUUUAGGAUCUGCCCCUAAAUCCAGGAUUUUCUGGGUGCCCCAGAAGCCUGAGGGGCAGAGCAAGGUCCAUGUCCCAGCAGUGGCAGUGGGAAUUGCAGUUUGGGAACUCCCAGACUGCAUUUGCAGCAGGAGUUGGGAAUUCCUCCCUGGAGGAGCUGCUCUGGUGUGUCCUGUUGCUCUGGGACCUGCCUGUGCCCGCUGUUCUUAUUCCCAGUUCAUUGCCAGUUCUCAUUCCCAACGGGAUCUUUAGGCCUUUGUGAGGAGGAGAACAGGAAUGUGAGCCCCAUUCCAGUGGGAGUUCCAUGGACGUGUCCCUGCCCUCU